GCUCGCCACACUCAAGCUUCCGAUCCUUCACAUAAGCUGAACCUCUAACUUUAUUCUUUAAACUCGGCCUCCACGUUUUAUUGCAAGACAUGGGAUACACUCUACCGUCGCCAACGAGCCCUGCAGAACGAGUACGGACGCUCAUAGCACGAAAGGAAAACAUCGAAGCCGAGAUCGACGCGCAGCUUUCGAUAUUACAGACGAAUGGAAUCACGGACAUGCGUGCGCCUCUCGUCGACGCGGAGGGGUUUCCUCGUGCUGAUAUCGACGUCUGGAAUGUGCGACAGGCCCGUGUGCGGAUUAUUGAGUUGCGGAAUGACUUGGAUUCUUUGAUGGGUGAUAUUGGGAAAGCGUUGGAAGGAGUGUAUAGUCCGACUGUGGAUGGUCAAGCCUCAGAGCCUGCAUCAUCAUCGAAACCUGAUGCCGCUCCCGCAUCGAAGGACGAAACGAUGUUACCAUCGGAUGAGGAGCUGUUACCGUUCGCGAAGGUGAAUGGUGUGGCUCCAGGGAGUCCUGCAGCGGAUGCGGGAUUGCUCCGAGACGAUCUGGUGGUGAAGUUUGGACACCUUCAUCGAGGCAUGUUCACGGGGUCGGCUUUGCAGCCUUUGGCGAGUUUGGUUGCUGCUAAUGAGAACAAGGAAAUUUCUGUCUUGGUGCGAAGAGGAGAAGAAGGAAACAAGCCGCUAAAGUUUACCCCGAGGCAGGGAUGGGGAGGGCGAGGAAUGCUUGGAUGUCAUAUUGUUCCAUAUUCAUCAUAAUUGGUUGACAACUUCGAGGAUGUCUGGGAUCCUCCUAAUGUACUACCACCAUCGAGAGAUUGAGAACUCAAUUCUUGGCUGUAGCACCAUGUACUUAUAGCAUCGACCUGUAUCUCGUACUCCCUCUUUCCUGUCGUACAAAGGCUUACAGGCUUAUUGUGG
Stereum hirsutum FP-91666 SS1 is the source of this 920-nucleotide messenger RNA. RefSeq lists its product as uncharacterized. Bases 90 to 758 code for a protein of 222 amino acids. NCBI's taxonomy places the organism in Eukaryota, Fungi, Basidiomycota, Agaricomycetes, Russulales, Stereaceae. The record is from RefSeq and is a predicted model, not a curated record. Gene Ontology annotation, cellular component: cytoplasm; nucleus. Gene Ontology annotation, molecular function: protein binding. The transcript has 5 exons. Gene Ontology annotation, biological process: proteasome regulatory particle assembly.